GUGCGCGAGUGCAUUUCAGCGACCUCUCCCAAGAGCCAUCCAUCUUCCAGGGCGAUAAGGGCCACCCCCAGUUUGACACGUACAGAGAGAUGAAGAAGAAGACGAAAGGACGCUGGGAUAGAUGGUGCCCCCAGACCAACAGUCUCUGGCUCAAAUACCUGGCAGAGAUGCUGCAGACGGGCAAGAAGAUU
Messenger RNA from Closterium sp. Yama58-4, 191 nucleotides. The record is from the annotation of a GenBank genome assembly. NCBI's taxonomy places the organism in Eukaryota, Viridiplantae, Streptophyta, Zygnematophyceae, Desmidiales, Closteriaceae.